Messenger RNA from Cylindrotheca closterium, 879 nucleotides. Lineage: Eukaryota; Bacillariophyta; Bacillariophyceae; Bacillariales; Bacillariaceae. The record is from the annotation of a GenBank genome assembly.
AUGAAAACGAUCAAAGCCCCCACGAGUAAUUCCAUGGAUGGCAAAAUCAGAUCGAACCAUACAAUCAUUACGGCAUACUUUCUAGUGAACAAAACAAAACGGCACAGCGAUAGCAACUAUAUCGAGUUGAUGGAAAGAUUAUUCAGCAAUUCAGAUCCCAUGAUAAUCUAUACGUCUCCUGAGGUUGCUCCCCUUCUCGCAGAAAUAAGGGGCAAACCAGAACGAACAGUUGUGAUACCCAUGAAUCUAUCCGAUACGAACUUGGUAAAAAGAUAUCCACGACCUGCCUUUUGGGAAAGUGUCUCUAAGGAUGGUAGAGGUGCAGGCAUAAACAAUGGCUACGACUACAAUCUAUAUCAGAUUUGGAACUCAAAGGUAGACUUUUUGAAACUAGGAUCUGAUAUGAACCCGUUUCAAUCCAACUUUUUUGCCUGGAUGGACGCAGGGUUUGUCCGAUGGGACGAGUACACCAAUUCUACAAUAAUACAACGGAUUCCACCGGAGCUUCCGGAAACCAAACUGGCUAUAAUGAAUAUCACUCCCAUCAUUCAUUUCAAGACUCACCAUCAAAUGGGUGGCGGCACAUUUGGAGGGUACAAACCAGCGGUCGACUUGUAUCACGCAAAAUACUACGAAAAAUUUCAUGAGUAUGCCAACUCUACAGAUAGAUAUACUCAUGUAUCCAACGAACAACUUGUCCUCUAUGAAACCUGUCGAGACAAUGACGGACUCUGUUUUACAAUCAAUCCCAGGAAAUCAAACAACAACGCAAUUUCGUGGGGCCUUCAAGUGCCAUACUUUUAUAUGCUGCCCUUUUUCAAUACGAGGGAAUAUGAGGAGAUGGAGGAAAAGAACUUUGUGGAUAAAAGUAGGUGGUGA